GAAAAAUUCCAUCCCAACCGCCAAAGGGCAAGUCCCGUACGUGCAAUUCACCUGUUGAAAUACGUACCUUGGUCUUCACCAACCAACACAACAAGUACAACCAUCUCAUUCAUCUCCCAAAAUUACUGAUCUACACCUACUCUUCAUCAUGCCCAAGACUCUCGAAAAAGCACGCAAGGCCAUUGCGAAGAAGAGGGGCGGUGCCAUUGAAGCCCUCCACGCCAAGAGUCGUGAUUCCCGCCGUCUUCACAAGGCCCAGGUUCGCGAUGAUCGUCUCGAGAAGAUGUCCGAGGCCAGGCGCAAGAGGGACCAGCCUUUGAUCACCCGUAUCGCCUUCUUCCAAGAGGCUACUCGUGAAAAUGAGAACAAGCCGCUCGAGCUCUCCGCCAUCCAAAAGAAAAUUGCCGAAUUCUGCCAUCAACAUGAUGAGGAAUAUCACGAAAUGAAAAGGGCUCGCCGUCAGGGCAGGCCGCCCAGCGCCAGGGAGGAUCUUUUGAGGAUGAAGAUGGAGGCGCUUCACAAGGAAGAGCGUGAUGGUUUCUACCUUCCCGACCUUACCAAUGAAAAGACCACCGAGAUGUUGGAUCGGUGGGAUGGCAACUGGGCCUUUCUCACCAACCUCACAUGGGUCAAAAUCCAGUCCUCAGGAAGAUCCGCGCCUGCCAGCUUCCCUCCACAGACCAACUGAGAGCACAUCGCCCCUUCUUUGUUUCUGACCUAAACACGGAGAUAUCCAGGAUCAGCGAGGCAGCUGGGCCUCAACAAACAUUAAUGAUACCCCUUUCCAGCCCUUCAGUUCCAGUCCCAGUUCCCCUUGAACGACAGCCGGCUACUCCACCCGUUUCCUCCGUUGCUUGUCACCCUGGUUAGAUGCCAUGCAUCGUGCUGCAAAAUAAGACAGCGUUUCACCUUUGCCAAACCGCCAACCUGCAGCCUUAAGUUUUGGCCGUGUCCACUAAUGAUACUGAAAGGCGGGCAAGACAGACAUUUAUUCAUCCCUCACGAGCCUCAUAAAAUCAAUCUGUCACAAGCCACUUUAUCCUUCCUACCUGACCCUGGUCCCGCAACCCGUACCUUGCUUGCUUACUACACCUCAACAAAAGCGGCUGCUGCCGUGACCCCCGGGUUCGAUUAUCGCUGUGCAUACAAAUUGCAGUUCCACCUCGUCCAAGCACCAGGCACCAGGCACCAAACCGCUCUCGGGCCCGAACCGAAUGAAAGAGGGCUGAAGGGAGAAGAUUCGAGAAGGAGGUGGGUGGAGUGAGGGCAACGUGUUAAGGACGCCAUUUCAUGGCUGGGUCCAGUUACCGACAGCCUGUCCCAGCCGGCCAGUUCAAACUCCCCGUCAGCUCGGACAGUUCACCAGUUAAGGAUAGAGAAGAGGGUUCAUGGGAACCGGGAAAGAGAAAAGAAAACAUGUUUCAGAGCAGCCGACGGCUGUGCCCUGGAAAGGCUUGCUUACAGGGCUGCAGGUCUCCUACCAUAAGACCACGUGUGAGAGACAUACCGGUAACAAAAAGAGAGAAGAGGUAGAAGUGUGGAAAUUGAAGAGAUGCAUUGCUUCUGGAACCCGUCAUGAGUCCUGCAUAUAGAAAGAAGGACAAAAAAAGCCCACUUUACACAAAAUGUUUUACUACUCCCACAACGGCAACGCCCGAUUCGACGAUUACUUGCCUCCUUAUCCCGGAUCUUAUUUUUAAUCGUUUUCAAGGUGAUCGACAGCAACCCGAGUCGUUCAAAUGCUUCUUGAUUCAACACCUUCGCUCGGGAGAAGCUGCCAGUUGAUGUUGUACAACUUACGUGCUCCUCGUGGGCAUAACGCAGCCGACAACGCCAAGGUAGACCCUAUUUUCCCCUGAUUCCUCAACUCCCCCCCUCCACACCCAAGUUGUUGCGGGCGGAAACAGUCAGACUCACCGAUAUGUACCUGAAAAGCAGGUAGCCGUGGGCGGUUUGGCCUUUUCCCCCCUCCUUGACUGUCCUUUGGCUGUCCUUCGCUGCCCCCUGGCUUUACCGGUAUUCCAUAUGUCCUGCAAGUUGCCAUGGACCGGGUUCGGGGCCGGUCUCUCCGGAGUUCGGAGAGUUCUGCCUAGGGUGCUCCUGGGAAAUUUGCUGGACUCGGAGCGGCUUUGGUGUUCUGCUUCCCUAUAGGGUGGGAUAUGAUGGCAAUGAGGGUCGAAAUUUGAUACUUGGCUGUGGUUUCAAGUUUACUUCCAAGAUCAAAAACAUUUGGGCAUCUUCUUUGUUUUUUUUU
Neurospora crassa OR74A is the source of this 2254-nucleotide messenger RNA. RefSeq lists its product as hypothetical. The record is from RefSeq and is a predicted model, not a curated record. The coding region runs from base 149 to 688 and encodes 179 amino acids. Gene Ontology annotation, cellular component: nucleus. NCBI's taxonomy places the organism in Eukaryota, Fungi, Ascomycota, Sordariomycetes, Sordariales, Sordariaceae. The transcript has 3 exons.